Molecule: messenger RNA, 2532 nt
Organism: Zingiber officinale
Lineage: Eukaryota; Viridiplantae; Streptophyta; Magnoliopsida; Zingiberales; Zingiberaceae
Product: serrate RNA effector molecule-like
Exons: 12
Coding region: 78-2264 (728 amino acids)
Biological process (GO): mRNA processing; primary miRNA processing
Cellular component (GO): nuclear body
Source: RefSeq, a predicted model, not a curated record
CGUUUUCUUCACUCAUUUCGACUUGGCUGCUCUUUCUUUUCCAUUUUAGGGUUUCUAGGACCCUCGCUUUCAUCUCCAUGGCCGACGUCACCGACAUGCCGUCCGAAGCUCCAGAUCGUCGCCGGAGCCUUCAGCCGGACCAGCGGGAGAGCCCCGCCGCAGGUUCUCUCUCUCCACCUCCGCCUCCUCCGAGGAAGAGGGACAGGGAUUCAAAGGGGGAGAGGGAUGACAGGCCUUCUGGCAUGAGGGACGACCACCGUGAUUCCAGAGACCGCUCCCCGAUACCGCCGCUUCCCCCACCUCCGCUCAUCCCGCUUCCGAAGGACGACAAGAAUCAGGAGUAUCGUAGGCGGAACAGCCCUAGCUCUCCUCCGUAUCGUGACCGUAGACACUCACCUCCCCGACGGUCUCCGCCUCCCGGAACCUUUAAACGAGCCAGGAGGGAUGACGGCGGAUACGACCGACGACGAGGGAGUCCAAGAGGGGGUUACGGACCAGAUGAAAGACGGGGGUACGAUCGUGGGGGCCCAGGAGGCAGAGGAUGGUAUGGGGAUGAGAGGCUACAUGCUCGUCAUGGUAAUCGUCCAUCAGAUUGGCCUGAUUCAAGGCAUGUCAAUUAUGGUAGUGACUCUGCGAAUAUUCAAAGGGUAGGUUUGAUGUCAUACAAGCAGUUCAUUCUAGAACUUGAAGAUGACGUUUUACCUGCUGAAGCAGAACGCAGGUAUGAAGAAUAUAGAUUCGAAUACAUAUCCACUCAGAAGCGAGCAUAUUUUCAAGCACACAAAGAAGAACAAUGGUUGAAAGACAAAUAUCAUCCGACUAAUUUAGUGGCAGUGAUUGAGAGGAGAAAAGAACUGGCGAAAUCUAUUGCGAAGGAUUUCCUGCUUGAUUUGCAGAGUGGAACACUUGACCUUGGCCCAGGAUUAACAGCCUCAUCCACUGGAAAUUCUGGGAAUGAUAGUGAACCAAACUCUGAAGAAGAGAUAGAUCUUAGUGAGAAAAGGAGAAGGCAUGGUAGGGGACCUGCUAAAGGAAACCUGCUUUCUUCUGCUCCCAUGGCUCACCCAGUCAGCUCCGAGCUUCGUCGAAUUCAAACUGACAUCGGACAAGCACAGGCCUUAGUGUGCAAGCUUGACAUGGAGAAGGGUAUACAGGAUAAUGUCCUCUCUAGUAGUGGUCAAGAUGAUGCAGACAAGACGCAUGGGGGAUCUUUGGGGCCGAUUAUAAUUAUACGUGGGCUUACCACUGUCAAGGGCCUUGAAGGUGUUGAAUUAUUAGACACAUUGAUCACUUAUCUAUGGCGUGUUCAUGGCUUAGACUAUUAUGGAAUGUAUGAAACAUCGGAGGCAAAAGGGCUUCGACAUGUUAGAGUUGACAAUAAGACAAAUGAUGGAUCUAAUUCUAGUGGUUCUGAGUGGGAGAAGAAGCUUGAUUCAUUCUGGCAAGCAAGACUAGAAGGUCAGGAUCCCUUGGAAAUAUUAACAGCUAAAGAUAAGAUUGAUGCUGCAGCUACAGAGGCCCUAGAUCCUGUUGUGAGAAAAAUAAGAGAUGAAAAAUAUGGUUGGAAGUAUGGAUGUGGAGCCAAAGGUUGCACAAAGCUUUUCCAUGCUCCUGAGUUUGUCCAUAAACAUCUCAAGCUGAAACACCCAGAUCUUGUUAUUGAGCUGACGUCAAAAGUUAGAGAAGACCUUUAUAUUCAAAAUUACAUGGAUGAUCCCAAUGCACCUGGUGGAACUCCUAUCAUGCAACAGUCUGCACCAAAGGCAAAGAUUCAAAGAAGAAGGCUGUUAGACAAUCGCUUGACAGAUGCACAUGGCAACCGCAUAGAGCUCGACAAGAACAGAGAUGAUGACAGAGGUGACAACUCACCUCGUGAUACCCAUGGUGGCUUGGAUGGAGAAACUCAUGAUAAGCCUCCGUUUGAAGCUUACAGUGGACAAGGUUUGCACAGUGCUUUUCCUUCAGAGAUUCCUCCGCCGGUCUUGAUGCCUGUUCCUGGUGCUGGCCCACUCGGACCUUUUGUGCCUGCCCCACCCGAGGUGGCUAUGCGCAUGCUUACCGAUCCUGGUGGACCAUCAUCCUUUGAUUCUAUCGGAGGUCCUCGUGGUAGAAAAGGACGGCUUGGCCCACAACUGGGUGGUCCAGCAGCCCCAAUUCUUACUAUGCCUCCACUUUUUAGACAUGAUCCACGGCGAAUGAGGAGUUAUAGAGAUCUCGAUGCACCAGAUGAUGAAGUCACUGUUCUAGACUACAGGAGUUUGUAGUCUUCGUUUUUUUUCUUUUUUUCUGUUUGUGCUUGAAGCCAGACAUAUUUUCCAAUGGCAAAUCAGUUACAUCUUCAAAGCAGCGUGUGCGCCCCAUUAUGUAAAAAUAGACAGGUUCAAAUUCAGUUGAAUUCGUGAUUGCAGUCUGAAUGGAUGAUCCUAACAAAAGAUAUAUUAUGGCUAUUCAAAUAAUCUCUGUUUGUAUCGCUAAAUCUAUUCCUGUGUAACAACAUUUAUGCCCAUCAGUAUACUUGGUUGUCAUUAUUUA